AUGAAAUCUCUCAUAGGAGAACUAUGGGAUAUGGCGAAAAUGGGACGUUUGCAGAACGUAGAUCUGCUUCUUGGACAAAAGCUCCAAGACUUACAUACGGAAAUGCAAAAACAUCCUGAAGAAAUCCCAGAAGAUAUGGAAAAUCUUUUUCUUCAAUUAAUUACAUUCAAUAACAGACAUAUUUCAACUAUAAAUGCACACUUUAUUGGACUUUGCAUUGUUCUUUAUUACCAAAGUCUCAAAAAAGCAACAUAUUGGACAGUUUUACCUGCAUUUCAAGAAGAAGUUCUUAAACAAAAUAUUCCAGCUAUAGUAAUUUUCGGUAUAUUCACUCGUCAUCUCUGUGAUUCGUUCAAAUCUAAACUUCCUCCUUCAAUUACAUAUUUAUUGCAAGUCACAACUGAAGAAUUGCAGCCAUAUAUAUGCCAAUUUUUCAGAAGAGUAAUUAAAGGAUCCGGAUCUUUCCUCAAAUCAUCAGUUCAAGACAUUUUUGGUUUUGUUUUUCGCGGAGCAUCAUCAACGAACGAAGAUUUACGUAUAGAAGCAGUUAAAACAUUACCAUGUCUCAUGUCAUGUGCUCAAAUUCCUCGUAAAAAGCUUCUACCUAUUGUUGGCCUUUCAUUAUCAAGCCAAUCUCGUGCUUUACGUGAUGCAUCAGCAAAAGCACUUGCCAAACUGAUGUAUCUUUCAUGCCAAGACCAAAAAGAGGAAGUAAUUAACUCAGAUACUUAUUUCAAUAUUGCUUUCAAGAUUUUACUUCAAUUUAUGCAAAACGAGAAGAACAUACCAACACUUGUAAUCUCUCUAUACACAUUCUUACGUUAUUUCCAGCCAAUUGAGAUUGUAAAGAGAUAUCGAGUUUUUGCAAAACUUGCAUUGUCAAUUUCCGCCUUAAACAUCUCAUUUCCAUCAUUAUGCAUGAUGUCACGUGCAAUAUUCCAGUCAGUUCUCUCUUUAACAGGUUCAACCGCCGGAAUUUACUUGAAUCACUAUUUAGUUGACAAACUCGACCCAGAAUCACUUACACCCGCAAGAUCCGUUGUCAUCAUUGAUUCCCUCAUCAAUUUCGACGCUUCCUCGAAAGUUCUCGCCAAAGCAGCGAAAGCUUUUUAUCCUCUUUUGACUUCGCAAAGAAAUGAUGUCAAAAGAUUGGUCACUUCAUUUUUCGCAAGACUUGGAACAAAAGAACCGAAAGCUGCGCAGAUAUUACUCGACUCCUUCAUGAAGUGGGUCUCUUCAAAUGAUGCAAAACCGUCUGACAUCAGCGGUUUUUCGAAUGGAGCUGCGAUGUUACUUUUGACGAGUAAUUUGAGUGAAGAGACAUACAGCAAAAUCAUUGAUGUUUCUUUGUCAUGGCUGAAGAACGUGAAGAGCUUUGAUUCACCGAGAAUUCCUGCUGCUUUUCUCUUCAUUUCGAGCAUAAUGAACAAAAACAAUAGUUUUGUAAAUGAAGAAAAAAUUGCACAAAUAUUUAGUUUCUUGCAGAAAUACACAAAGAAUUUCUCAAGAAAUUCAAAUACAAAACAAAUUCUAAAAUUUGUGUCAAUUUUUAUUUUACAAAUCUGCCAAAAACCGCCGUCAAAUUACGAUUUAUUGCAGCCAGUCAUUAAGCAGUUUACUCAAAUCGUAAUACAGAACGAGCAGAUCAUAUCAAGCCCUUGUUUACUCGCGUUCCUCGCCUACACGAAGAAAUCUAAAUAUCUAUGGAAAGAUGACCAAAAUCUGCCAACUCAAAUUUGCCAAAUUUUGACAAGUAAUUUUGUCAGAAAUUUCCAAAUGACAGACGAUGAAAUGGACUACGGCUUGGACAAGUACGAGUACGACCUCGACCAGUCAAACAUACUUUACAAUUGCAGUUUGCCACUUCACAUGACCAACAAAAUUGAUCAAUACGCUGAUUCGAUCUACAGCUAUUUGAUUUCUCCGUCGAAAACAUUCAGAAGGAACCAGCUCUGCCAGGAAAUACUACAUGAUUUCGGAGCAUGGCCAUCUCUCUGCAAUCCUAAGGGAAGAAAACAAAUAAUUGACCAGAUUUACGUCAUACAUCCAAGAGAUGCAAAUUCUGCUCAUCAAAAAUUGUCACUUUUGAAUUCAAUUUUUGUCAAAAAAGUGACAGAUGGUAUACCAAAAGAUUGCUUGAAUAGUUUGCUUGGCACGAAUACAUUUGGUGUUAAAAGAGUCAUCAGACUUUUAGCAAAAACAUGCGCUGAAUAUGUCUCAUGUUUUCCAAACACUUUACCUGUUUUAGUUGAUUUCCUCGAGAAACCAAAGACUCCUUCCCAGUUUGCUUCUUUGGUAAUUGCUGAACUCGAUUUCAGCCAAGAGAAAGAUGAUUCUUUAGCCAUCAGAUCACUUCUUAUUCUCCACAGAUUGUUGUUUAUUUCCCCUGAUUCUGAAGGUUGUUUCGCUUUGUAUAAAUUAGUCAAGAAACAUUUGAUUCCUGAUGAUUUCAUCGGUCAAACAACUUCAUUAAUUGAACAGCUAAUUUACUCAGAUUGCUCACGAUCUCCAUCCGUUCUUUAUUACCUUUCAAACGCUCUUUUCGAACUCAAAAAUGAAAACAUUGAAAAAAGUGACGAAAAUGAAAAAAGUGACAAAAUCUCAAUUGAUUCCAAGUUAAUUUCCAGAAUAUCGAGGUGUUUGUUAGAUUAUGCAAACAACAGGAAUUUGGCCAAACUCUUGGCACUUCAGAUAAUGAGAUUACUUGAAAAUGUUGAUGAUUACAUGGAAAGUUUAAUUAAUGUUUCUAAAAUCACUUCACCUUUACAAACAUUAAUUAACAGAUUCCACUUUUCAGCAGGUAUUGAUGAUGUUCCUCUUUUGUUCAUGGUAUUGCAGCAAUCCUCUUCCAAAGAGAUGUUCAACCGUAUCGUUAAAAUUUUCGAGAAAUACCCUGAUGUCAAGAGAUGGACAGAUUUGUGUAAAAGAAUUGUAAUUAUUGGAUGCGUUCCUCCAUUUGAAAGAAAGGGAGAUAUAAGGAUUGCACCUACAAUUGAUGUUCUUCUUUGUGCAAUAACAAUAGCUGAAAAGCUUGUCCACAAGAUCCGUGAAACAUUCCCUAACAACAUGACUUGUGUUGAUGAUGUUGUUUCAAUCGCUUUCAAUUCAAUAAGAAUGAAUGAACGAUUAUUUGACACAAUUUGUUUCAAUACGAUGACUAAUGUUAUUUACAACUUUUCAUCGGUAAGAAACAAAGAAUGUUUCCUUCUCGAAUUGUACACAAGCCAAUUCGUUCCUUCCCUUAAAUACGCAACAGAUGGAUGCCAUGAUUCUAAAACAUCAAGUGACUUUUGUUUGGCGUAUUUGACAUUUUUGAUGGAAUCAAGGAGUCCUUUCUUAGGUGAAGCAACUUCGACAUUGACAGAAGGUUUGUCGAAGAUCGGAUACACCAAUGAGUCUAUUGCUGUUUUCUGCAGAAUUUUAGGUCGUUUGUUUACUUUAUUGGAAAAGAAAGAUGAAAAUUUGACAAAAUUAUUUGAUUCUGCGUCAUCGACGAUUUUCGAUGAAAUUUUCAGACAAAAGAGGAAAAUUUCAGAACUUGGCGAUGAAAUGCAGUUCGUUAUUGCCAAAUUUAUCGAGAGAACUAAAGAUUUCAACACGAAAAGAGCAUUAGUUCUUGUUCUUCUUGAAGAACUCCACAAGAACUGUUGCGCAAUGACAUUGAACACUUUGACAACUUUGUUUGAAAGUGUCGGAGCAGGAAAACCAGCUUUAGAGUUUGCCCUUUCAACUCUCUGCAGCUCAGAGCUCAUUUCCAUUGAGAGGAAAGCCGCAGAAUCACAGGAUUUGGACAACGACAAGAGAGAAGACGACGAAGACAUCGAUACAGCCACUUUUUGGAUUGUUCCUCCAAGAAAAAUGCCAGCGGUUGCAAGAUUUUUGACAGCGGCAGCAAAUUUGAUUCCUUCUCCAGUUACAGAAGAAUUCGUUUUGUCUUGGAAGAUAGUGCUAAGACUCAGCUUAGUUGGAACACUAUGCUAUCCAGCACUCGCGAGAUUGAUCAUGUCAAGUACUGUUGAUUUGUUGAAUGAAUUCGCUGCUCCACUUUUGAUCGAAGUAAUUUCAAGAGACAAAAGUGAGAAAAGUGACGCUUUCAUUCGCUUGUUAAUUGAAAAGACACCUAAAGAGACAAUCUCCAAGAUGUUCGUCAGUGUUGUAUCAUGCAAGCAGACACUAUCAAGAAGGCUUUCCGUCAUCAAAACAAUGAUGAUAAACAAAGCUGUUCCUGAUGAAAAAUCUUUACAAACAAUUUCGGAUGUUGUAUCGGCAGCCAUGUUCCCAGAUGGAUUGACAUUCUUGGGAUCGUUACUUGCUGAUAAGAGAACAGCGAAAUACGCAUUGGCAAUGCUCAAAUUGGGUUGCGCAGAAGCGAUAUCUGUUGAAGUCAACAAUAGUAUUAUGUACGCGCCAAGAAUAAUGAACUUCUUGAGAUUAGCGUACUCAUCUAUUGACGAUCUACAGAUCAAAUCUAAGUUCGGAACAGCAAUUGCAGAAAUUGCUCUUCAAUUUGUUGAAAAAAGUGCACAAAUGAAGGAAAGAAAGGCAGUUGUUGCUCCUGCAUGCGCUUUAUUGCAGUUCGUAGACGAGAAUUCCGCUAAAGAAGCUUUCGAAAAGGCCGAAAAGAAAGUUGUUAUUGAAUGUUUGACACCUCCGCGCCAUGCUGUAGCAAUCGCACUGAAAUCGUUCGGUGACUUGAGGUCUAGAAAGAGCUCGAGUAAUGCUGGUGGCGGCUGGAUUUCAUUGGACGUCGGUUCUUCGUCGGAUGAAUCAGAUAAUUCGGAAGAAGAUUGA
Messenger RNA from Trichomonas vaginalis G3, 4791 nucleotides. RefSeq names its product armadillo (ARM) repeat-containing protein family. Bases 1 to 4791 code for a protein of 1596 amino acids. Lineage: Eukaryota; Parabasalia; Trichomonadida; Trichomonadidae. The transcript has a single exon. The record is from RefSeq and is a predicted model, not a curated record.